AGUCUCUCCCCCGCUCCCCUCACCGAACGCGCGGCGUGCGCGGCGGUGCCGGUCCGGUGCUAAGAUGGCGUCUAUCAUGGAGGGCCCGCUGAGCAAAUGGACCAAUGUGAUGAAGGGCUGGCAGUACCGCUGGUUCGUGCUGGACUACAACGCGGGGCUGCUCUCCUACUACACGUCAAAAGACAAAAUGAUGAGAGGCUCCCGCCGAGGGUGUGUUAGACUCAGGGGAGCUGUGAUUGGUAUAGACGAUGAGGACGACAGCACCUUCACAAUAACUGUUGAUCAGAAAACCUUCCAUUUUCAGGCUCGAGAUGCAGAUGAGAGGGAGAAGUGGAUCCACGCUUUAGAGGACACCAUCCUCCGCCAUACCCUCCAACUCCAGGCAAGUUUCACUUUCAAUUUUCACUUUAGUUCUAGUAUUAGCUUUGGCUUGGAAUUUGGCUCUGGAAUUGGUGUGGAUUCAGGAUUUGUUCCCAGCGUUCAUGAUUUUGACAAGAAACUUACUGAGGCUGAUGCUUACUUACAGAUCUUGAUAGACCAGCUGAAGCUCUUUGAUGAAAAACUCCAGAACUGCAAAGAUGAUGAACAGAGAAAAAAAAUUGAAGGUCUCAAAGAAACAACCAGUAGCAUGGUAGAAUCAAUAAAACACUGCAUUGUGUUGCUACAGAUUGCUAAAAGCACCAUCAACCCCGUGGACGCUGUGUAUCAGCCCAGCCCCUUGGAGCCAUCAGGGAUCAGCACCAUGCCCUCCCAGGCUGUGACACUGCCAGAACCUGCUCAGCUGUGCAAGUCAGAGCAGAGACCCUCCUCUUUGCCAGUGGGACCUGUGGUAGCAUCACUUGGGAACCAGACUCCAACACCAAACAGUACAGGGAGUGGGCAGUCAGCACCUAGCAGCAGUCUCACCUCUCCAAGCCAUGUCAACCUGUCUCCAAAUACAGUCCCAGAUUUUUCUUACUCGAGCAGUGAGGAUGAGUUCUAUGAUGCUGAUGAGUUCUACCAGAGCAGUUCUUCCCCAAAGAGAUGCAUGGAUUCUUCAGGGUCUGCUGCAGUCCUGACUCGGAGCAGCACAGGGAGCAGCCUGAAACGUCCAGACACCACAGAGUCCCUCAAUUCUUCCAUGUCUAAUGGCACAAAUGAUGCUGAUCUCUUUGAUCCUCCCGACGAUCGAGAAGAUGAUGGGGAGGGAGAGUCGGUGGAGGAGCACAAAAGUGUCAUCAUGCAUCUCUUGUCACAAGUGAGAUUAGGCAUGGACCUCACCAAGGUGGUUCUCCCAACGUUUAUCCUGGAAAGGAGGUCGCUGUUGGAAAUGUAUGCUGACUUCUUUGCACACCCAGACUUGUUUGUCAGCAUCAGUGACCAGAAGGAUCCCAAGGAGAGGAUGGUCCAGGUGGUGAAGUGGUACCUCUCAGCUUUCCAUGCAGGAAGGAAGGGCUCAGUUGCUAAGAAGCCUUACAACCCCAUCCUGGGGGAGAUCUUCCGCUGCCACUGGGUGUUGCCUGGCACUGAGGAUGACAUGGAGCCAGUCUCUGAAGGACCAGUCCCCUGGGUCAGCAAAAGCAACGUCACCUUUGUGGCAGAGCAGGUCUCUCACCAUCCUCCAAUUUCAGCAUUUUAUGCAGAGUGCUUUAGCAAGAGGAUACAGUUCAAUGCUCACAUAUGGACCAAGUCCAAAUUCCUAGGAAUGUCUAUUGGGGUUCAUAACAUAGGGCAAGGGUGUGUUACAUGCCUAGAUCAUGAUGAACACUAUAUUUUGACUUUUCCUAAUGGCUAUGGAAGGUCUAUUCUCACUGUGCCAUGGAUAGAGCUUGGGGGGGAGUGCAGCAUCAAUUGCUCAAAGACAGGUUACAAUGCUUCCAUUGUCUUCCACACAAAACCAUUUUAUGGAGGAAAGAAGCACAGAAUUACAGCUGAAAUUUUUUCUCCAAAUGACAAGAAACCCUUCUGCUCCAUUGAAGGAGAAUGGAAUGGGGUCAUGUAUGCAAAGUACUCCACAGGGGAGAAUGCUGUCUUUAUAGAUACCAAGAAAAUGCCUACAAUAAAGAAGAAGGUAAGGAAAUUGGAGGACCAAGACGACUUUGAGUCUCGCUGCCUAUGGAAGGAUGUCACCUACAACCUGAAGAUCAGAGACAUCGACGCAGCCACGGCGGCCAAGCACGCGCUUGAGGAGCGGCAGAGAGCCGAGGCCAGGGCCAGGAAGGAGAACGAGACCUCCUGGGAAACGAGGUUAUUCCACGAGGACGGGGAGUGCUGGGUGUACGACGAGCCGCUGCUGAAGCGCCUCGCUGCCAGCAAGCACUGAGGGGUGAGCCUGGCCUGGCCUGGGCUGGCAGGGCUGG
Molecule: messenger RNA, 2339 nt
Organism: Melozone crissalis (California towhee)
Lineage: Eukaryota; Metazoa; Chordata; Aves; Passeriformes; Passerellidae
Gene: OSBPL9
Product: oxysterol binding protein like 9
Exons: 25
Coding region: 65-2302 (745 amino acids)
Cellular component (GO): cytosol; membrane; intracellular membrane-bounded organelle
Molecular function (GO): sterol binding
Source: RefSeq, a predicted model, not a curated record